AUACAGUGUUCGUUCUGUUGAGCCGGCUGUUCUCGCGAGAGAGGAGCCUCCCUUCCCGUUAGCCUGUGUGAGAGCCAACGCGCGACCCCUUCGACUGGAGACAUCGCGCCGCUAUCCAGUUCAACCACGAUACUCCGGAAAAGUGUCGGUUAAAGUGCUCAUUCACGUGACUAUAUCCACCGGCUACGCGGGUUCCUACGGAAAAUGGCAUCCGGAGUGACAGUCGCAGACGUAUGCAAGACAACGUACGAGGAAAUAAAGAAAGAUAAAAAGCACCGCUAUGUAAUUUUCUACAUCAAAGACGAGAGACAGAUAGACGUCGAAGUCAUCGGACCUCGCGACGCAGCUUAUGACGCCUUCCUCGAAGAUUUGCAGAAAGGUGGUGCCGGGGAAUGCCGUUACGGUCUCUUCGAUUUUGAAUACACUCAUCAGUGUCAGGGUACAUCCGAGGCUUCCAAGAAACAAAAGUUGUUUUUGAUGUCGUGGUGUCCCGACACGGCUAAAGUCAAGAAGAAGAUGUUGUACUCGAGUUCUUUCGACGCUCUGAAAAAAUCGCUGGUUGGUGUGCAAAAGUACAUACAAGCAACGGAUCUGUCGGAGGCCUCCGAGGAGGCUGUCGAGGAGAAACUUCGAGCCACCGACAGAAAUUAGGAUUAUUCCAGCGAAUCCCCAAAUUACUACUACAAAAUAUGAAAAAAAAAAAAAA
Molecule: messenger RNA, 706 nt
Organism: Pseudomyrmex gracilis
Lineage: Eukaryota; Metazoa; Arthropoda; Insecta; Hymenoptera; Formicidae
Gene: tsr
Product: cofilin/actin-depolymerizing factor homolog
Exons: 3
Coding region: 205-651 (148 amino acids)
Biological process (GO): cell motility; actin filament severing; actin filament fragmentation
Cellular component (GO): actin cortical patch; cytoplasm; actin cytoskeleton
Molecular function (GO): actin filament binding
Source: RefSeq, a predicted model, not a curated record